Sceloporus undulatus (fence lizard) is the source of this 1800-nucleotide messenger RNA. RefSeq names its product serine/threonine kinase 3 (gene STK3). Gene Ontology annotation, cellular component: cytoplasm. NCBI's taxonomy places the organism in Eukaryota, Metazoa, Chordata, Lepidosauria, Squamata, Phrynosomatidae. The record is from RefSeq and is a predicted model, not a curated record. The transcript is spliced from 9 exons. Bases 239 to 1456 code for a protein of 405 amino acids. Gene Ontology annotation, molecular function: ATP binding; protein serine/threonine kinase activity. Gene Ontology annotation, biological process: regulation of MAPK cascade; protein phosphorylation; intracellular signal transduction.
UUUUUUUUAACUGGGCCUUAAGGAACUUUCUCUUCCGCUUUUUGGCAUUUUUCCUGACUGACGUUCGGGAGGGCCAGUAGUCGUACACCACCCACCCUGUCGCAGCCAAUCAGAGGGUGGCAGGAGGAGCUGUGAGGAAGGGAAGUCUUAAAGGGCCAGCAGCAGAAUAAAGUUGCGAGGAGAGUUGCGUGUAAAGGAGAUAUUUGUUGCAAGGCGAUAUAGCUCACCUUGGCGGAGGAUGGAGCAGGCGGCGCCUAAAAGCAAGCUAAAAAAGCUAAGUGAAGACAGCUUAACUAAGCAGCCAGAAGAAGUCUUUGAUGUCUUGGAGAAACUUGGUGAAGGGUCUUAUGGCAGUGUAUUUAAAGCCAUUCAUAAAGAAUCAGGGCAAGUAGUGGCAAUUAAGCAAGUCCCUGUUGAAUCAGAUCUACAGGAAAUAAUUAAAGAAAUUUCUAUAAUGCAACAAUGUGACAGUCCUUAUGUUGUCAAGUAUUAUGGCAGCUACUUUAAGAACACAGACCUAUGGAUUGUUAUGGAGUACUGUGGAGCUGGUUCAGUCUCAGACAUAAUUAGAUUACGGAAUAAAACACUUACAGAAGAUGAAAUUGCAACCAUUCUUAAAUCUACGCUUAAAGGACUUGAAUAUUUGCACUUUAUGAGAAAAAUACACAGAGAUAUAAAGGCUGGAAACAUCCUCUUAAACACUGAAGGACAUGCCAAGUUAGCUGACUUUGGAGUAGCUGGGCAGUUAACUGAUACAAUGGCAAAACGCAAUACUGUCAUAGGCACCCCAUUUUGGAUGGCUCCAGAAGUAAUACAAGAGAUUGGCUAUAACUGUGUGGCAGAUAUUUGGUCACUUGGUAUUACUUCAAUAGAGAUGGCAGAAGGAAAGCCACCGUAUGCUGAUAUACAUCCAAUGAGGGCUAUUUUUAUGAUUCCUACAAACCCCCCUCCAACAUUCCGGAAGCCAGAGCUUUGGUCUGAUGAAUUCACUGAUUUUGUGAAAAAAUGUUUGGUGAAGAAUCCCGAGCAGAGAGCUACUGCAACACAACUUUUACAGCAUCCUUUUAUUAAGAAUGCCAAGCCAGUCUCAAUUCUAAGAGAUCUGAUUACUGAAGCUAUGGAAAUUAAGGCUAAAAGGCAUGAAGAGCAGCAGAGGGAACUUGAAGAAGAGGAUGAAAACUCGGAUGAAGAUGAACUGGAUUCCCAUACCAUGGUAAAAACAGGCUCAGAGAGUGCUGGGACAAUGAGGGCUACAAGUACGAUGAGUGAGAGUGCUCAAACAAUGAUUGAGCACAAUAGUACAAUGUUGGAAUCAGACUUGGGGACCAUGGUCAUAAACAGUGAUGAUGAUGAAGAAGAUGAAGAUGAAGAUGGAACUAUGAAAAGUAUGUUUCAUUUUCCUUUCUGUUUAAAGCAUUUUAUUGGUUCUCCUCUGUACUGUAUAAGUUAUCAGUGAACACACACUUGAAUCCAAUUAUGGUGUGGAUUCUGUAAAAGAAUGUAUAAGUUAACAUCAUGGGAAAAGAGGUAGUUCAUAUUGAUGCUGGCUGCAUUCCGGAGUUUGUGCAGAUCUGUAUACUUGAGCAUUAUUCUUUGUUUUCCCUGGCAAUAGUUCUCUGCUAACUUGUUUGCAUGGGCCUCAGAAAACAAAUGAUCAACUAGAAAAUUCCAUGAACACAUGGGUUUCUUCUGUAAGAUGAAUCAGGACUGCUGGAUUGCUGGAUUCAGAAUAUUAGUUCUAUAGUCAUUACAUACUUUAUGCUUUAUUCUAGAAAUUAAUAUAUGUUUUAAAAAAGAUUG